This is a messenger RNA of Oldenlandia corymbosa var. corymbosa, 1492 nucleotides long. The record is from the annotation of a GenBank genome assembly. Lineage: Eukaryota; Viridiplantae; Streptophyta; Magnoliopsida; Gentianales; Rubiaceae.
CGUGAUGGGGAAAAUCCCAGAUGCUGAUGAUGAUGACGGCUUCAAUGGCGGUUUAACUUUUUUCCUUCUUAUGUAUGUAUAUAUAUACAGCUCAAAUCCCCCGGUACUGCGGGGAAAUUUUCUCCUGUUCUUUGGGAGACCAAACUUCUGGACCGAAAGAAUUCACAAUUACUCAGAUUGUUGCAAAAAGGGAGGAAAUUCCAGCUUCAUCUUCGUCGUACAAAAAUGCCACAACAGGAGGAUUGGGCGACCUCGACGUCUCAACGGCCGUCCCUGAGCGGCGAGUCCAUGAAAACCUUGUCGGAGAGACUGUCUAAGCUCGAUAAUCUUUACUUCCCUCGCGCUGUGCAACCCUCCGCCACUACCUCCGCCCAACGCCAAUCGAUCCUAUUUGACCUCCUCUCUCGCGACGCCGCCGUUUUCUUAGAGAGGUAUGGAUCAGAAUUAACUUCCGAGGAGCUUGGGGAAUUUGACGUUUUAAAAGGUGAUUAUGAGAUCAAUUGGCACUUGAGACAUCUAAGAAGUGUGCUUAGUCCCACGGUGGAGCAACUGAAGUCCAGGUCAGCCACGGUUAAAAAUAGAAGGCGGGCGUAUUUGGAUAAACUAGUUAGUGAUGGGCAGUAUUUUUCAGAGGAUGCAAUGAGGGAAAGAGAGCCUUACUUGCACCAUGAGCUUCUUGGGAAGUUUCAGGAUCCCAGUGGCAGAAGUAUGGCUAGACCUGGGGAGCGGUGGUCUGAGACCUUAAUGAGGCGGUCCGAGGAGGCAAUGCUUGUGCAGAAGAUCAGGGGCGAGCAGCAGCUCCGCGGUGUGGCUGAAGAAGAUUGGGUAGGUAACGAGAGACCGCAAGAGGAAGAGGUGGAGGAGGUAGAAUCUGAAGAAAUGGAGGUAGAAUCUGAUGAAGAAGAAUCAGAGGAAGAAGAGCAAUGCAAAAAGUUUGAGAAACGCAAUAUGAAGUCUCACAUUGAUGGGGCCUCACAAUCUCAGGAGGGAAUGAAGGAAGACCAAGGUGCUGCAUCAUCUGUCCGUAAUAGUCAACAAGCCACAAUCGGGCAACCCCCGGAGCAGGAAAGUUUAUCUUUAGAAGAGAUGCAAGAUCGCAUGGAUCAUUUUACCUUCAUUAUGCAACAGAAGUUUUUAUCAGGGGAAGAUCAUCAGUACAUGGAUUACUCGAAGAUUGACGAGAAUGAGAGCUUAGAUGAUCACUGGAUGAGAGAAUUAAAUGGUGAUGCUGAGGAGAAGUACUUUGAUGAUGAUUGAUAGGGUGCAUAUUUUGAUGAGGAUUUGGCUUCUGUGUUUCUAUGCACUGGAUUGUAAUUCAUAAUUUUGUUUGAUCUCCAUUUCGAACUUUAGAAAAUCAAUACUAAAAUAUUCAUCCAGGAAUUAUGCAAUCUUGUCUCCAUAAAUAGUGCUACUUUAGUUUUCGAAAUCGAUUCUGAUGAGAUUUUUGUAUCAACAUUGUAAGGAUCUUAAUGAGUAAGAAAUAUUCCGAGUC